GUUGGAAUCCACGUUCCACGUCCUUACGCAUCUGGUGCUGGAUUUUGCCUGCAUGUCAUGAAAUUUCUUAUUCAAUGUACAAUCUUUCGCUAAUUUAGGCGGAGUUCGUUCACAAGUUUCAAUCCUGAACAUCUCUCCUUAGUGUUUUAUUAGAUCAUUCAAAAUGGGACGGUGGCUUUGGAUAGCGUUAGCUGUCCUUUUUAGUUGCAUUUUACAUGCCCAUUCGAUUGCUGUGAUGAGCGUAGACAUUGGAGGAGAAUGGAUCAAAGUUGGAAUUGUUUCGCCCGGCAUCCCUAUGGAAAUUGUUCUGAACAAGGAGUCCAAAAGAAAAACACCAGCAGCGAUUGCAUUUCGAAACGGCGAGCGCCUCUUCGGUGAGGACGCUCUUAAUUUGGGGGUCAGGUUCCCCCAAAACACUUACAGCUACAUUCUGCCUUUACUGGGUCAAAAGGUCAACAGCUCAGUUGUGCAGAGAUUCAAGACGCAAUUUCCCUAUUACAAGAUUGAAGAGGACCCAGAGAGGGGAACUGUUGUCUUUAGGCAUGACGAUGAAACUCGAUUUACUCCGGAAGAACUGAUUGCUAUGAUGCUUCAACAGUGCAAGAGAGAUGCUGAAGCUGCUGUCGACCAAGCAGUAACUGAGGUAGUGUUGACUGUGCCGGCUUACUUCGGACAAACUUCGAGGAGAGCUUAUCUUUCUGCGGCUCAACUGGCUGGUCUUAAGCCUCUUCAACUCAUUAACGAUUACAUGGCUGUGGCUAUCAACUAUGGAAUAUUCAGAAGAAAAGACUUCAAUGAGAGCGCACAGAAUGUGAUAUUCUACGACAUGGGUGCCACAAGUACAGUGGCUUCUGUGAUCAGUUAUUCGAUUGGAAAAGGCAGGGACGCUGAUCCUCAAGCUACUGUUCUUGGUGUUAGUGUUGACCGGACUCUUGGAGGUUUGGAGAUGCAACUCCGGCUGAGAGACUACCUUGGCAAAAAGUUUAACGAAAUGAAGAAGACUCCAAAUGACGUUUUCAAGAAUCCCAGGGCACUGGCCAAGCUUUUCAAAGAGGCUGGCAGGGUUAAAAACGUUCUUAGUGCUAACAACGAUCAUUAUGCUCAAGUGGAAGGUCUUCUUGACGAACAAGAUUUUAAAUUGCAAGUCACAAGAGAGCAAUUCGAAGAGCUUUGCACUGACCUCUUUGCGAGAUCUGGUACUCCUAUCACUGCCGCCCUCGAAAUAGCUGGACUUACAAUGGAAAGUAUCAGCCAGGUGGUGUUAGUUGGUGCAGGUACUAGAGUUCCCAAGGUACAGGAUGCACUGACUAAAGCCACGGGUGUUACCCUGAGCAAAAAUAUAAACGCUGAUGAAGCAGCUGCCAUGGGUGCUGUUUACAAGGCUGCUGACCUCAGUUCAGGAUUCAAAGUCAAGAGAUUUGUGACCAAAGAUGCCGUGAUUUACCCUAUUCAGGUUGUAUUUGAGAGGAAAGUUGAUACAGAGGGUACCCCAGAAAAUCCUGUCUACAAAACAGUCAAGAGAACACUCUUUGGCCGAAUGAAUCCGUACCCUCAGAAGAAGGUCUUGACCUUCAACAAGAACUCUGAAGAUUUUUCCUUUAACGUGAACUACGCUGAACUGGAUUACCUCAAGAAAGAGGACAUUGAUGCAUUGGGUUCUCUCAGUCUGAGUCAAGUAGCAUUGAGUGGAAUUGUUGCUGCUCUAGAGAAGAACAAUGGCCCCAAUGUGGAGGCCAAGGGAGUCAAAGCUCAUUUCAACAUGGACGAGAGUGGAAUUUUGCAGCUAGUGAGUGCGGAGCUGAGCUUUGAGAAGACCAUUACUGCUGAGGAGGAAAAAGCUCAAAAAGAAGAGGAUGAUGUUGAUUCCACUCUGUCGAAACUUGGAAACACCAUCAGCAAACUGUUCUCAAGUGAUGAGCAAAAAGCAGACUCGGCCUCAGAAGAGAAGGUGGAGGAAGCCGAUCCAAGUACGACCACUACUCCAGCACCCUCUUCUAAAAGUGAGAAAAACGAAACUGCGCCUUCAGAAGCACCUAAGCCAAAAGUCACCAUCAUAAAGGAAACUUUGAAGAUCAACGAAGAAAAGCUCGAUCUGGUUGAUCUUGAUGGUAACCAGUUUGCCAGUUCAAAAUCAAAACUAACCGCAUUGGAUGAAAUUGACGAGAAGAGAAAGCGUCAUGAGGGAGCUCUCAAUGCUCUCGAGAGUUUCAUCUUGGACUCGAGGAUGCGUCUUGAGACCGAGGAGUUUAUUGCAGCUGGCAGUGAAUCAGAACGGGAAGCACUGAGCUCUGCUUUGAGCAAGGCAGCUGACUGGCUCGAAGAAGAAGGUUUCACUGCGGAAACUGAAGAUUUGGAAAAGCAGUUGAAGACAUUGCAUGAUAGUGCAAAAGCAAUGUUGAGGAGAGUCGAUGAGCACCGCAACCGACCGGAAGCGUUGGCUGCCCUAGAAAAGACUAUCGAAGGCAGUCAGAAAUUCCUUGCUAUGGCAGAAAACCAAACCAAAAAUGCUCCAGAAGAAGAACGCAUUUUUACAGAAAUCGAAGUUACUACCCUCAAGAAGGCAAUCAAAGACACUGAGGAAUGGAAAACCAAGAAAGUGGAAGAGCAGGCUGCACUUCCUUUAUCUGAAAAUCCAAAGCUCACUGUGAGAGCCAUUGUCGAGAAGAUGACUUCCCUUGAUAGAGAGGUGAAGUAUCUGGUGAACAAAGCCAAAAACUGGAGACCCCCUAAGAAACCUAAGGAUGACAAAAAAGGUGAAAAGAAUGCAACUGAGUCUGCAGAAUCUGAGAAAGUUUUGGAUGAUGGUGUGAAAGUCGAAGUCAACGACACAAAGCCUGCUGAAGAUACAAAAGAGAAAGAGGAACCCAAAGAGACUGAACCUGUUCUUGAAUUGGACGGAGCGGUUUCAGACGAGCCUACACUCCAGGAAUCGGAAAGCAAGGAAGAAGAAAGCAAGCAGGAGAAAGGAGAACCGUCAUGGUUAACUUCCGCUCUCAUAGUCACUACAAUACACAUCCUUUUUCAAUUGGCCUCUGAUUACAUACUACCCUGACCCUUUUUGUAACAUAAUGUUCCUCUAGAUUCUCAAAAGACUCCCAAAGAGGAGUUGUAAACUCGACUGCCUGUGAAGCUGUGCUCGUCCUUAAGUCUCAAUGACGCACACGUCGACCCUCCAAAACACAAUUAUUAUAUACUUACUUACGCCCCCAUCCCCUAAUCAUGUUCGAUUAUCAUCUCAACCUGUGAAAGCGGCCCAUCGUUUUGUGACGGCCAUUCAAUUGCACAGUGCCUGCGUGCCCCGUUUGCAGACAAGAAAGUGUGUGUUAUUGUUGUUAUCUCUGGCAAAAAAAAAUGUGUGGGUGUGAUCGUAACCAUUGGGACUCUCAUUCCAUGAUAACAGUUGCAAAUUAAGGAGCAUUCCUUACAAUGUAUUUUCCCCCAGCAACCGAAUCAAUCCCUGUACUUGUUACACUGUUUUAUUUCAUAGAGGUGGGGCUAUAUGUUGGUUGAUAUGAGCUGGUAAAUGUGAAAGGAGUGUGUGGGAAGAAUGUUUACAAUAAAAUAUUUAUUUGACAUUCGUUAAAA
Molecule: messenger RNA, 3585 nt
Organism: Neocloeon triangulifer
Lineage: Eukaryota; Metazoa; Arthropoda; Insecta; Ephemeroptera; Baetidae
Gene: Grp170
Product: hypoxia up-regulated protein 1
Exons: 14
Coding region: 164-3052 (962 amino acids)
Biological process (GO): endoplasmic reticulum unfolded protein response; cellular response to hypoxia; negative regulation of hypoxia-induced intrinsic apoptotic signaling pathway
Cellular component (GO): endoplasmic reticulum chaperone complex
Molecular function (GO): ATP-dependent protein folding chaperone; ATP binding
Source: RefSeq, a predicted model, not a curated record